AUGAAUCACUCCGGUGCAAUUGAGCUUGUAGCAGGCAAGGUUACGGAUAAUCCAGAGUAUUAUUCCUUAUUUCUUCUUUCUGGGUCCUCUCUUGAUUCAAACGAGAUGAAAGAAGAAGCUUUGGAGGCUUCGCAUCAACCUAGGAGACUUCGACUGCUCUAUGAGCCUUUAUACUUGCUUCAUUCUCUGGGUGAGGUUCGAAGGGAUUGGAUCAAACCAGGUGAGGUAUCCCAUGAGGACCUGGGGUCGACUGGCCCAAGGUGCUAUCAAAAUUUUGUGGACGCCAUCGCUUAUAUAUGUGCAUAUCGAAAAGAACCUGAGUACGUCACUGCGGCAGCCUUGGAAGACACUCCUGACGCGAUAGUGGUGUUUCUGGCUGCCAAUGGUGGCAUUGAUAGGGACGUUGUCAUCUUUUUGAAGAAUGUUGUUCUUGUGAUUCUUUCAUGGGUCAUCAAGAAUCAUAGCAUUAGUCUGGUCAAGACAGAGGGCCAAAAGGUCAUGAAGGUCUUGGCUGACCAUGUGCUGUCUCUCAAUGCCCCAGAAUCUUUUAAUACUAUCAGCAAGUGA
Penicillium malachiteum is the source of this 567-nucleotide messenger RNA. RefSeq lists its product as uncharacterized. Lineage: Eukaryota; Fungi; Ascomycota; Eurotiomycetes; Eurotiales; Aspergillaceae. The transcript has 2 exons. The record is from RefSeq and is a predicted model, not a curated record. Bases 1 to 567 code for a protein of 188 amino acids.